Messenger RNA from Bacidia gigantensis, 1722 nucleotides. RefSeq lists its product as uncharacterized. Gene Ontology annotation, biological process: attachment of GPI anchor to protein. The record is from RefSeq and is a predicted model, not a curated record. The coding region runs from base 1 to 1722 and encodes 573 amino acids. The transcript is spliced from 5 exons. Gene Ontology annotation, cellular component: GPI-anchor transamidase complex; membrane. NCBI's taxonomy places the organism in Eukaryota, Fungi, Ascomycota, Lecanoromycetes, Lecanorales, Ramalinaceae.
AUGGCUGAGGACGGACAUCAACAUACGUACAUCUCUGAAAAUGCACUUCUCCCAGGUCAAGUACAUACCUAUUUUGGGGGCAGCGAACAGCAGAUCUUCAACGCCUACAGGCAUGAGAUCGAGGACGUGACAGGCAAGGACCAGAACACGAUCUCCGCGAAAUUGCGAGAAAUAUUCGAAUCGGCAGGAUUGAAGCCUGCCACUCAGAAUUUCCAGUACCAAGCAGCAGGCAAUACUUAUAAAGGUCAAAAUGUUUAUGCAGUGCUGCGAGCCCCACGCGGCGACGCUACUGAAGCUGUCGUUCUUACUGCUGCUUGGGAGAAUAUGGACAACAAGCUGAAUUCUUAUGGUGUUACGCUGGUGCUUACUUUAGGAAGAUAUUUCAGUCGAUGGUCGCUAUGGUCCAAGGACAUAAUCAUACUUAUCACUUCCGAUAGUCGAGCGGGCCCUCAAGCAUGGGUUGAUGCAUAUCAUGACGAGCAGCCCUCAUCUUCUGUCGAGCCUCUAUCUAUUAAGAGUGGUGCCCUUCAAGGUGCGAUUGUCAUAGACCUGGCGAACAGCCAUCGCUUUGAGUCCAUACACAUCGUCUAUGAUGGCAUAAAUGGACAAUUGCCCAAUCUCGAUCUCAUCAACACCGCGGUGUCCGUUGCAAGCGGACAGAUGGGUAUUGGGAUUGUCCUCCAACGAAUGUGGCAUCACGAGGAUAGCUACCUCGAGCGCCUUGAGACCAUGCUUCGAGGUAUGGCAAACCAGGCAGUCGGCCUCUCCGCUGGUUCCCAUGGCAGCUUCUUUCCCUACCAUGUGGAUGCUAUUACCCUGCAAACCGUGGGGGAUGGGCCACAGGACGAAAUGGCUAUGGGUCGUGUCGUAGAGAGCAUUUUCAGAAGCUUGAACAAUCUGCUGGAACAUUUUCAUCAGAGCUUCUUCUUCUACUUACUCAUGCAGGCGGACCGCUUUGUCAGUAUAGGCACAUACUUGCCUAGUGCAAUGCUGGUGGCUAUGAACUUUUCCAUCAUGGCGAUCGCGUUGUGGAUCCGCAGUGGACGACCAAAAAGACCUUCUAUGGCCUCGACAAUUCCUGCAAAGGGAUCUAAGACUGAGGUUGAGAUUGUGCAAACAGAUGGCCUGAUCGCAGUAGCGCCUAAGCAGUCCGUGAAAGUAGUCGAGCGUCACCUUCUCAUACCACUAGUACUAGUCUUCUCUGCACACUUCCUCGGCCUUUUCCCCUUAUACUUAUUCAACAAUAUAUCCCGCGACACUUUUGAUGCUAUAUUCGCGCCUUUCACUGCCCUUAGCAUGGGCUUACCUACAGUAUUCGCACUCCGCACCGAAGGUCACAUAAGUAAUCAGCAUCAUACGCUCACGCUUUGCUUUUCAUUACUACUAUUGGGAAUGUUCUUGGCUACGCUAGCGACUUUGAACUUUUCAUUAUCACUAUUCGUUGGGCUGCUUGCAACCCCUCUUUCGUUCAUUCCAUGUCUGCAGGGAGAAGAAGAGAGUGAUGUUCCAAGGACAAGGAAAGCAUUCUACAGCGUCGUAAUAGCCGUGGUCUCUCCACCUUCGGUACUAUGGGUUAUAAGCGCAAUAUCCAAGACAGGCGUCGUCGACAUUCUGACCCAAGCGGCUUUUGGAUGGACUGUCAAUGGGAUGCGGACACAAGUGAUAGUCUGGUGCGUAUGGUGGCCAGCCUGGCUCGUGAGCAGCGUGCUUGUAGCGAUAUGA